GUUCUAAUGUUUAUUUUUGAAAUCUAGAGUUAAUUUCCAAUUUCCACACAACAUAACUAGUGAUAAGGAGGUGAUUAUUCCAAAAUAGUAUUUUUUAAAUUUGUUCCUUAAAUGUUAAUAUAUUCUUAAUUUUUAACUUCUAAAAUUUUCAUCAUAAUCGGUUAAUUAGGUACCAAGAAUCCUUGUUUUCAUCUUAUGUGAAAAAUGAUCUUACGUAGAACAAGUAGUAUAUCUAAAAGGCUGUUUUCAAAUCAAAAUGCUUUGCAGCCGUUAAAUGAACGAUCCCUUCUAGAAGUAAAUGGUCCAGAUGCAUCAGAAUUUUUACAAGGAUUAAUUACAAAUGAUAUUCACCAUAUUAGUAAUUCUGUAGGAAGCAUGUUUGCAAUGUUUUUAAAUUUAAAAGGUCGCAUUUUAUAUGAUACCAUAGUAUACAAGACUGAUAAAAAAGAUUCAUAUUGGCUUGAAUGUGACAGCGCAGUGAGUUCAGCAUUACAAAAACAUCUUAAAAUAUACAAGGUUCGACGGAAAGUGAACAUUUCCAGUUUAGGAAAUCAUAAAAUACAUGCUUUAUUUAGUUUAAAUAGUGAUCACCAACAAAAUGUUAAUAUACUAACUGGAAGUUACGAUACUAAUGCAUUUCCAGGAACUUCAACUGAUAUAAAAACUCAUAAGGAUUUAUUAAUAUUCAAAGAUCCUAGAGUAUCACAAUUGGGUUUUCGAAUAAUUUCCUCUAGUAAUAAUGUUUCUAAUACAAUCAAAGAUAUUAUCGAUUGUGAUAUAAAUAGCAGUUAUAAAAAAAUUAGGUAUAAUUUGGGUAUAGGGGAAGGCAUAAGUGACUUAUUAGCUGGAAGUUCCUUUCCCUUGGAAUGUAAUGGUGAUUUUUUGCAUGGAAUUAGUUUUCAUAAAGGUUGUUAUAUAGGACAAGAACUAACAGCAAGGACUUACCAUACAGGAGUGAUAAGAAAACGUUUAAUGCCUUUACUUUUUACCAAAGUACCGAGUUCUUUACCAGAAAAUAACUCAAUUAUCCAUGAUGGUGUAAAUUUAGGGAAACUAAGGGGUAUUGAAGGCGAUGUUGGUAUUGCACUGUUAAGAAUAGACAAAGCCUUGAAAUUUGGAAAUAUAUCAGUAGGUGAUGGAGGAGCCAAAGUUAUUAAACCACAUUGGUGGCCUAUAGAAUUACCAAAGGAAAAACAAGAAACUACCCAUGCUUCAAUUUAACUAUGAUUUUAAUCUAAUUUAAUAUAGAAAAUUCAGGAAAAUAUUUUAAAAUUUUUUUGACUGUGAUACAUAAUGAUGCAGGGGUUAAGAAAUAUAAUUCUUGUUACAGAUUGCAUAUAAUCAUGCAAAGUCAAAACAGUUUAUCCACAAAAGAAACCAUGGAAGAAAAGCCUAGUACAUCAGCAUCAUACAUAGAAAGUAGUGAUGUUAAAGAAAAUCCAAAAGACAAACAUCAAGAAAAUAUUUUUAAAUGUGCAUUAUGUAAUCUCAAUGAGAAAUU
Messenger RNA from Sitophilus oryzae (rice weevil), 1501 nucleotides. Its product is annotated as putative transferase CAF17 homolog, mitochondrial. Bases 205 to 1221 code for a protein of 338 amino acids. The transcript has 2 exons. Gene Ontology annotation, molecular function: protein binding. The record is from RefSeq and is a predicted model, not a curated record. Lineage: Eukaryota; Metazoa; Arthropoda; Insecta; Coleoptera; Curculionidae. Gene Ontology annotation, cellular component: mitochondrial matrix.